CUGAUUUUAAUGUUUUUCUUCUUCAAGGCGACAUGGUUCAUUCUUGAGCGUCGUUCCCAAUUCAAAAACGACGAAGAACAUGCGUUAACGUAGAAUUUUCGAUCUCGAAAAUAUACCGUUCAGAAACCCUAGAAUUAUCUAGCAAGAAUUUCAAGAACCUAAGUGUUGUACUCUUCUUCGCCACCCUGAAGUUAGGGUUUUUUUUUAGGGUUUCUGUGAAUGGUAAUGGACAUCGAUGUGGAUAUAGCUGGAUGGGUUCUCGAGUUCCUUCUUCGUCAAUCGCUCGAAGAUCAGACAUUAGACUCUGUCAUUCGUGUUCUUCCUCUACCGAAAAACAAUCCAAGUCUCAAAAGGAGCAUGCUUUUGCGAAGAAUCGAGUCGGAGAUUGCUUACGGUUUGGUUUCCGAGAAAGUUCUUGAGUUGUUGGAACAAAUUGAAGAACUGGGUAACGAAGAAGGGGUCGAGGUUUCUGAGGCCAUGAAGGUAGCGUUUUGCGCGGUGGCCGUGGAUUGCACGGUGAGCUUUCUGAAGGGAAACGAGGAUGACAAUGAGGGGAGGUAUUUUCAUGCGGUGAGGAGGAUUUGGAGAGGUAGGGUUUGCAAAAUGGAGAGGUCUGAGAAGGUGGGGUUGGUUUCAGAGGAAUUGAAGAAUUGGAAGGAUGAGAUUGAGGCCGCGUUGUGGGAUAAAAGUGUUCGGCAAAAUUUGGUAAAGAGGAGUAAAGGGAAAGAUGCUGUGGAGGCAGUGAGGGUUUAUGUUAAGGAAGAGAAAGAAAGAAUGGGUCCUUCUUUUCUCGAAUUCGUGGCCGAGACAAUGCGGGAUGAUAAUACAGUGAGAAAAGUGCUUGAAUUGGGAAGGAGUGGAAUGUGUGAGGACUUAAGGGAGGGAGAAGAACUUUUGCCUGAUGCUGGACAGGAUGGGGUUGUUAGUAACAACAACAAAGAAACCCACAAAGCAAAUGUGCUGCCCAGGCAAAAGCAUGUUGCUAAUAAACGCCAUCGAGGAACAACCUCUGGGACUUUGAGAGGAGCUAAGAUUGCUGAUACCGAGGACGGGGGAGUGAGGACAUCAUGUAAAAAAUAUGAUAUCCCACUUUCACCUGCCAUCAAUAAAGUACAGGAAGCACUUGCGUCAAGUUCUUUAGAGCUACAAGCAGUGGUAAAGGAUCCUCUUCCUGAUGCACUACACCUUGCUGAGACUAUAAUAGCUAGCAUGGCAAGAGAAGACAGGGAACAUGAGCCUGCAAUGAAAAAUCAUAAUAAGGUUGAUGCCAAGGAACCCAAUUCUUGUGUUGACAACAGUGCUGCAGCUGGUCGAGCCAAUGAUGCUAAUCUUGAUAAUCAGUGCUGCAGUCAUCAAAAUAAUGCCCCUAAACUCAGCUUAAUGGCACGAAAUAAUACUGCCCAUACUUAUGAGUGGGACGACUCUAUUGAUGAUUUAUCUGAGGAGUCUCCUAAUCAUCGGAGUAGACCUGAUUUACCUAGCCCCAAAAGAAGGAUGGUUUCUCCUUUAAAGAAAUAUGAAGUUACAAAACUUGCAAAGCGGAGAAAAGUUAAGAAAUGGAGCACCUUGGAAGAAGACACUUUGAGGACUGGUGUGCAGAAGUAUGGUAUUGGAAACUGGAAGCUCAUCUUAAAUAUGUAUCGUGACAUAUUUGAAGAGAGAACUGAGGUUGAUUUAAAGGACAAGUGGAGAAACCUGACUCGGUAUUGAUACUUCAGAACAAAGUGUGCUGUUUUUGUAACUUAGUUACGAGUGGUGUGCCCUCUCGCCUCUGUAUAGCUUGCAUUGCAUAACCUCUUUGGUUCAAGUUAGGUUUUCAGUAGGGGCUGCUUUUUAUUUUAAUUUAUGACUGUAUCAUUCCUGAAAAUUCUUUGUAGUACUUAUGGUGCUCUGAAAAUGUUGUUAGUGUCAUGAAAGUCUUCUUAGAGAUAUGUCUGAUAUUGAUUAAAUUCCAUAGCUUUCUACACUAAUAUAUUGUUGUACGCCCCAUGAGCCUUUUAAAAGAAAGGAGGAAGAGAAUUGUGGAUAUCAUUUUGCAUACAAUUCGUGUUUUAGAAGCCCUGUAUUUUGUUGUUCUAACUCUCAUUAUUUUUAGAAUAAUUUGUU
Molecule: messenger RNA, 2106 nt
Organism: Ilex paraguariensis (yerba mate)
Lineage: Eukaryota; Viridiplantae; Streptophyta; Magnoliopsida; Aquifoliales; Aquifoliaceae
Source: the annotation of a GenBank genome assembly